This is a messenger RNA of Tachysurus vachellii, 2622 nucleotides long. Its product is annotated as phospholipase B1, membrane-associated-like. The coding region runs from base 82 to 1341 and encodes 419 amino acids. Gene Ontology annotation, biological process: phospholipid metabolic process. Lineage: Eukaryota; Metazoa; Chordata; Actinopteri; Siluriformes; Bagridae. Gene Ontology annotation, cellular component: brush border membrane. Gene Ontology annotation, molecular function: phosphatidylcholine lysophospholipase A1 activity; A2-type glycerophospholipase activity; retinyl-palmitate esterase activity. The transcript is spliced from 16 exons. The record is from RefSeq and is a predicted model, not a curated record.
CUUCAGAAUUUUAUUGAGAGUGCAUUUAAGCUCUAAUCACGACUCGGUGCAGAUUACUUUGUUUGUUGUAGACCAGAAAUCAUGAAGCUUUUUCUUUUUGCUGUAAUUACACAGGUUCUACUAUGUCAUGUAAAUGGAAACUGGCGGGAGGAUUAUAAAGAGAGCAUAAAGCACCUCAGUCAGGACAAACUCUAUCAGGAGUUCCCAGACAAAGUUCGGCAGCAGAACUUCCAGCAUCCGCCUUUCCAAUGUCCAGACAUGAGCCCCUCUCCUACUGUACCCACGUCAGUGGAAAAAAUAAAAGCAGCUGACAUUAAAGUCAUUGCCGCUUUGGGAGACUCUCUGACUUCAGCCAUUGGUGCCAAUGCCUCUACAGUUCUGGGAGUUCCAAUCGAGUAUCGACAUUUGUCAUUUAGUAUUGGGGGCCAUGGAACAUACCGUGAUGUUAUCACUCUUGCAAACAUUGUGAAACUUUUUAACCCGGAUGUCAUCUUUCCGGCACCUAUUAUGACCCUGAACGAACGUCCUUCCAAUAUUAAUGAGACCGGCUUUAAUUUAGCCGUUACUGGUCACAACACGGUGAAUUUCUCUGAACAGGCCAGGAACAUGAUCGACACAUUCAAAACCUAUCCAGGGUUAAAUUUUGCCGAGGACUGGAAGCUAGUGACCAUUUUAAUUGGGAUGAAUGACAUCUGUGAUUAUUGCAAGGACAAAAAAUUGUUUUCACCUGACAACUUCAUCAAGUACCUCAUGGACUCCCUAGAUAUGAUGAAGAAUGAGAUUCCUCGAUUGAUUGUGAACAUGGUGCAGAUUUUUACUAUGAAGCCUCUGAGGGAUGUCCAGAAGCCUUCCAUUGGCUGCCUGCUCCAAAAAAGUUUCUGUUCGUGUUUGGUCAACCCUGAAGAGAAUUCCCCUGAACUGGCAGAGCUGAAUGAAGUAAAUCUGGAAUUCCAGAGAAGACUGGAGGAGCUGCUGAACAGUGAACGUUACUUUAAAGAGGAUUUUGCUGUGGUUCUGCAGCCUUAUGCAGCCUACGCCCAGCCACCAAGACUAGCUAACGGAAAAAUCGAUUUUAGUUACUUUGCUCCAGACUGCUUCCAUUUCACCAUAAAGGGUCAUGAGGAGCUAGCCAAGGGUCUCUGGAACAACAUGUUUCAACCUCCAGAUAAGAAAGAUAUAAUCGAGACCUUUUCAGAGCCAGUAAAACUCAUCUGUCCAUCAGAGGAGCAUCCUUACAUCUACACCAGACCCAAAGCUCUGUCCUCGGCAAACCAUCUGCAAGUCAUCUGGACUCUUUUAACACUUACAGGCCUCAUUACCAUUUACAACAACAUGCAUUAAUUGCAUUCCUUAUGUUAUAGUCCUGUUCUUACCACCCCCUUGUCAACUAUUCCACUACUCCUUGUCCACUAUUCUCUAUGAGUUUUUAUUACUUAUAAAUACGGUAUGAAAACCUAUGGAAUAUUUAAUAUCACAGAAAUGUUCACUUGAGGUAUGAGGGUAGGAUAGUUACUUUUCUCUCCAUGAAAAGGGCAGACCUUUUCAUUUGGAAUAUACUAAGUACAUUUACUAAGAACUAAUCGCUAUCAUGUGCAGUUCUGAAUUUGUGUCAGUAUAAUGUUCAUAAUAUUAAUUUCUCAUUCAUUCAUUUCAAUGUUAUAACAUUUAUUUCUCAUUAUUAAUGUUUUUAUUUUAUUAUUAAUGGUUUAAAUUUAGUAUUUACAGUAUCUGACAAAUUUAUUUUUCAAUUUUUCAUCGAAGGCAAUGACGUAUUAUCUGUGUAUAUUAAUUAGAACUUAAAAAUCUUAAUAUUAAAAUAAAUUAAUGCACAAUGAUUUUUAAACAAACUUUUAAAAAUGUAUUAUGCUACAAAAAUCUAAUUAUUAUACUCAAGUACAGUGUAUAGUCGAUGAAUAUAGGGAUGUAUUCAGGGUUGCCAAGUUAAGACUUGAGUACAAAAAAAGUUAGUAUUUACAUUGAGAACUUAACUGGGGUUCAGAUAUUUCAAUGACACCCAGACCACAAGAAUUAAGGAAUAGAAAAUACGGACCGAAAAAGUAAAUGUUAUAAAAUUUAACACAAUAAAACAUUUAAAAAGAGGUAGCAUUUAAAAUGUUUCCAUUAAAUUAAAUUCAUUUUAUUUGUAUAGGGCUGUUAUCAAUUCACAUUGCCUCAAAACAGCUUUACAUAAGUAUAGUAAAAGAAUAAAAACUUUAAAGUGUAAAGUUUAAAAUUAAGCUACUAUUUAUCUCUAACAUCUAUCCCUAUCACAAAUCUGACUGCCGCAUCAGUAGUUCAAAGCCAACAUGUCAGUUUCCAGGCAGUUCCAUCCACAGCAAACUCAUGUUCUUCUUGUAAACAUGACGGUUUCCUUCAGUUUCUCUGGUUGCAGGUGGGUGCAUUGCCUAUGCUAGAUUGCCCUCAGGGGUGAAUGGGUGUUGAAAUGGUACCCUGUGAAGUUAUGCUGCAUUACAUUACAUCUGAUAUCCAGUGAAUUUAUUUGGAAAGGAAUUACACGUGUGAUGUUACCUCUGAUUUAGUCUUUUCAGAAAUAUCCUACUUUAAUAAAGACUGUAGUAAAUUCAAUAAAAAGGGACAACAGUUCGCAUGAUGACUUGGUAA